AUGGGGACUGUGAAUAGUUGUCACAAUGAAGCUAGAAUACAAUUUGAGGCUUUUCAAGAUCAAAAGCAUAGUGUGGGGAAUAUUUUACGAGUACAUAGUCGCGAUAUGGAAAUUGAUUAUCGGACUCGUUUAAUAGCAAUGUUGGAUGUGACACGCUUUCUAUUGAAGCAAGGGUUGCCCUUUCGUGGACACAAUGAGUCAACUAGUUCUUCAAAUAGAGGUAAUUUUCUUGAGUUGCUUGAAUGGUAUAGUCAACGAAAUGAAGAGGUUUCUAAAGUUAUAAAACAAAAUGCUCCUGCAAACAAUCAAUUGACUUCCCCAAAAAUUCAAAAGGGUUUAACACGUGCUUGUGCUUCAGAGAUUACACUUGCUAUAAUCAAUGAUAUUGGAGAUAAAUUCUUUUCUUUGAUGGUUGAUGAGGCUAGAGACAGUUCAGUGAAGGAGCAUAUGAGAGUUGUUUUGAGGUAUGUGAAUAAAAAAGGAUGUGUGAUUGAACAAUUUCUUGCAGUUGUACAUGUGCCUGACACCAGUUCUCAUUCUUUGAAAAUGACUAUUGAUGCUUUAUUUGUGCAACAUGGUUUAUCAUUAUCUAGAUUGAGAGGCCAAGGAUAUGAUGGAGCUUCAAAUAUGCGUGGUGAGUUCAAUGGAUUGAAAUCUCUGAUACUACAAGAAAAUCCAUUUGCAAUGUAUGUUCACUGUUUCUCUCACCAGCUCCAAUUAGUUCUUGUUGCUGUUGCCCAUGACAAUUUGACUGUGAGUGAAUUUUUUGGGUAUAUCACUAUGAUUGUGAAUAUAUCUGGAGCAUCUUGUAAGAGGAGAGAUCAACUUAGAAAGAUUCAACAUGAUAAAAUAAUUGCUGAAUUGGAAAAUGGAGAAAUUACUAGUGGAAAAGGAAAAAAUCAAGAAACUAGUUUAGCAAGACCUGGAGAUACUCGUUGGGGAUCACACUACUUAACAUUACUUCGUUUAUGCUCUAUGUGGUCUUCAGUGAUAGAAAUGUUAGGAAAUGUACAUGAUGACGCCUCUUAUUCUGCAAAUAAAGGUGUUGCCGCAGGUUUAAUUGAGAAGAUGGAGAGUUAUCAAUUUGUUUUUGUGUUACAUUUGAUGAAGUAUAUAUUGGGAAUUACAAAUGAGUUAUCACUUUCCUUACAACAAGGGGAUCAAAAUAUUGUUCAAGUCAUGUCCUUGGUUAGAAGUGUGAAAUGUCGACUACAAGACUUCAGGGAAGAUGGAUGGCAGAUAAUUUUGGAACAAGUUAACACAUUUUGUGAAUUGAAUAUGAUUCCAAUACUUGAUAUGGAGGACAACAUGCUAACUCGUGGUCAUGGUAGGCGUAGAGGGCAACUCAUCACCAAUUUUCAUCAUUAUCGUGUGGAGAUUUUUUGUCAGGUUGUUGAUUUAAUUAUACAAGAGAUGAAUAAUCGUUUUUCAGAAGUUAGUACAGAAUUGCUUGGUUGCAUAUCAUGUCUUCAUCCAAGAAAUUCUUUCUCUCAAUUUGAUGUUCACAAACUCAUCCAUCUUGCUGAUUUUUAUCCCGAGGACUUCUGUGGUAUUGAUUAUUUAUUUUUGGAACAACAACUUAUGAGUUACUUUUAUAAUAUGCGAGAUUAUCCUUACUUUUCUUCAAUUGAUGACUUGGGAAUUCUUGCUCAGAAAUUGGUUGAGAUUGAAAAACAUUUGGUGUUCCCAUUGGUUUAUCAUAUGAUAGAGUUGGCAUUAGUUUUACCAGUUGCAACUGCUUCGGUUGAACGAGUGUUUUCUGCAAUGAAGACUGUGAAGACUAAUUUACGCAAUAGAAUGGGAGAUGAAUGGAUGAAUGAUAGUCUAGUUGUAUACAUUGAAAAGGAUAUUUUUUCUACAAUUGAAAAUGAGCAAAUAUUAUAA
Zingiber officinale is the source of this 1884-nucleotide messenger RNA. RefSeq names its product zinc finger MYM-type protein 1-like. The transcript is spliced from 2 exons. Bases 1 to 1884 code for a protein of 627 amino acids. Gene Ontology annotation, molecular function: protein dimerization activity. Lineage: Eukaryota; Viridiplantae; Streptophyta; Magnoliopsida; Zingiberales; Zingiberaceae. The record is from RefSeq and is a predicted model, not a curated record.